Messenger RNA from Photinus pyralis (common eastern firefly), 1130 nucleotides. Its product is annotated as phenoloxidase-activating factor 2-like. Gene Ontology annotation, biological process: proteolysis. The coding region runs from base 189 to 941 and encodes 250 amino acids. NCBI's taxonomy places the organism in Eukaryota, Metazoa, Arthropoda, Insecta, Coleoptera, Lampyridae. The transcript has a single exon. Gene Ontology annotation, molecular function: serine-type endopeptidase activity. The record is from RefSeq and is a predicted model, not a curated record.
AUAUUCACUUUUUUCGUUUUAGAACUACUGACAAGUGUGAUGAUUAUUUAUAUGUCUGCUGUGAACCUGAUAAUCCAGUUAAUAAUAAUGGACAACAAAACCGAACAUGUGGACAGAGAAACCCAGAGGGAGUAGGGUUCCGUAUCACUGGUGACGAUGACCACGCGCAAUAUGGUGAAUUUCCGUGGAUGACAGCAUUACUCGGUAGAGCGUCAACUGAAGAAAAACUUAAUGAACCGUGGAGCUAUAAAUGUGGAGCUUCUCUUAUUCACCCCCAAGUUGUAUUAACUGCCGCCCAUUGUAUUUCUGAUACUAAAUUGUAUAAAAUACGUGCCGGUGAAUGGGAUGCUCAAACCGAAAAUGAAAUCUAUCCACAUCAAGAAAGAAACGUGAAAACUAUCAUACUUCAUCCAGAAUAUAAUAAAAAACUUUUAUUUCACGACUAUGCCCUUUUAAUUUUGGAUUCUCCUGUAAAAAUAGAAGAAAACGUAGAUAUUGUGUGCUUACCAACUAAAGAUGAGAUUAUAGAUAAUUUGGUCUGUUACUCAAACGGCUGGGGAAAAGACAAUUAUGGAAGAGAAAGUACACGCAAAGACGAAGCACUUUUAAGAAAAGUUCACGUACCAAUUGUUGACACGGAUUCUUGUCAAGCAAGUCUUAGAACUACUCGGUUAGGAACCCAUUUCAACCUUCACGAAUCAUUUAUUUGUGCUGGAUGUCUGCCGGAUCAAGAUACAUGUAGAGAAGAUGGUGGUAGCCCUCUAGUUUGUCCAAUACGUGGGAAACAAAAUACGUAUUUUCAAGUCGGAGUGGUAUCUUGGGGUAUUGAUUGUGGAGGACUGCCACGACCACGAGUGUAUGCUAAUGUGGCAAAGGUCGUCGAUUGGAUUGAUAAAACGAUGACCAAUAAUGGUUUUGAAACUUCCACAUACAAGUAUUGAUUUCGCAAGCAAUUUUUAAGGAUCACAUGAACGCGCAACUUACUUGGGAAUUUUAUGAAAAAAAUUUCACAAACGCAGUUUUUCAUUUCAUUUUUUUAUAAUGGAUAUAUUUACUAUCUUUUCUUUAUCAAUUGAAAGUGUAAGUUAUUUUGUAAUUUUAUGAAUAAAACUUUUUUUCGUUACAUAAUA